Molecule: messenger RNA, 2006 nt
Organism: Solea senegalensis (Senegalese sole)
Lineage: Eukaryota; Metazoa; Chordata; Actinopteri; Pleuronectiformes; Soleidae
Product: alpha-internexin-like
Exons: 5
Coding region: 48-1436 (462 amino acids)
Biological process (GO): intermediate filament organization
Cellular component (GO): postsynaptic intermediate filament cytoskeleton; cytoplasm; intermediate filament
Molecular function (GO): structural constituent of postsynaptic intermediate filament cytoskeleton
Source: RefSeq, a predicted model, not a curated record
AUCUCAUUAAGUCCCUCACACACUUUUAUCUCUGACUCACGGCAGAGAUGAGCUACAGCGACCACUACACCUCGUCAUCCUACCGGAAGAUUUUCGGGGACUCUCCCCGGGUCCCCGUCUCCUCCUCCCGCUUGGGCUCCACUGCAACUCGUGUCUCCUCGGCGGGGCUCAGGUCCAUGAUGGCUGUGUCCCGUCCCAGCAUGUCAUCCUUGAGCAUGACCCGGCGGGUCGGCCGGUUCUCCACCUCCUCCUCCUCCUCCUCCUUCAUCCCGAUGCACACCGACUCUGUGGACCUGACUCAGACUUCUGUGGUCAACAACGAACUCAAAGUCAUUCGAACUAACGAGAAGGAGCAACUGCAGGGCCUGAAUGACCGCUUCGCCAUGUUCAUCGAUAAAGUGCGGCACCUGGAACAACAAAACAAAGUGUUGGAGACAGAGAUGGGGACUCUGCGACAGAAGCAAAACGAGCCGUCGCGUCUCGCUCAACUCUACCAGCAGGAGAUGAAGGACCUGCGGUCACAGCUGGAGGAGCUGGGCAGAGACAGGAACCGCAUCCUGAUCGAGAAGAGCAACAUGGACGAUGAGCUGCAGAGGCUCAGUAUGAAGUAUGAUGAGGAAGUGAGCGUGCGGGAGGAGGCUGAGCAGACCUUGAAGACUUUCAGGAAAGACAUGGACAACGCCACAGUCGUUCGUCUUGAUCUGGAGCGCCGUCUGGAGGCACUGUCUGAAGAGAUCACCUUCCUGAAGAAGGUCCAUGACGAGGAGAUCCAGGAGCUGAGCAGCACGAUGGAGGUGCAGCAGGUCUUAGUGGAGCGUGACCUGGUGAAACCAGACCUCACCUCAGCUCUGAAGGAGAUCCGCAACCAGUACGAGUCAAUCGCCUCCAGAAACCUGCAGUCGGCCGAGGACUGGUACAAGAACAAGUUUGCCAGCCUCAGCGAGCAGGCCACCAGGAGCAACGAGGCCAUGAGGGCCAGCAGGGAGGAGAUCAACGAGUUCAGGAGGCAGCUGCAGUCCAAGACCAUCGAGAUAGAGACCCUGAGAGGCACCAACGAGUCUCUGGAGAGGCAGAUCACUGAGAUGGAGGACACCCACAACGCUGAAGUCACGGUCAUGCAGGACACGAUUGGUCACCUGGAUAGUGAGCUGAGGAACCUAAAGGGGGAGAUGGCCCAGCAUCUGCGAGAGUAUCAGGACCUACUCAACGUCAAGAUGGCCCUGGACAUCGAGAUAGCCGCCUACAGGAAACUGCUGGAGGGGGAGGAGACUCACUUUAACACAGGGAUGUCUUUCAAUGCUGCCAGCUACAGCUACCAGCCUCGAGUGUCUGCCGGCUCCUCCAAGAGCAGCCAGAAGGAGAAAGAAGGAACCUUGAAGGAAAGCUUCAAGGAGAUCAGUGAGGACAAAGAUGAGAUAGACAUCAACUCCAACUGAAUUCAGAGCCAGACAGAUAUAUCAUAAUAGGUUGUCUAGCAGCAAGUUAAAUUGGUAAACGUGUUUUAAACUUUUAUAGACUUAAGCAGGUGAGCCUUUUUGUGAAGUGGCUAAAAUCUGAUGGUGAGAGUGCAUGUUUCAGGCUGAUUCCUGGCAAAGAGCCUGUGUCAGUACCCUUUAUGAUGACACUAGAUUAUUCCUUCAAUGUCAGUUCUUUGGGGUCAUAUUUAAUGCCUUCAUGCUAAAGAAUACAAACUUAAACAUCAUUCCUGGGGCAUCAGUUUCACCAUGAGGACGUUACUAAUUAUGACAUAUACUGAAUGUUUUUGUGCCAGAUGAGACAGACGUUAAAGAAACCAAAUGUUAGCACCGUUUGUGUUGUUGCACUGUUGCACAUUGCACCUUUAAUAGUUGUGAUUGUGUUAGAGCCAGUGUUGUGGACACAGUUCACUGUGAUGAAAAAUUAUACGGUGACAUUUAUUUAGUAAGCAUCGAAGAGGGUCACGUUUAAAUGUAGGAUGACUGUCCUGUGUGUCUGUACUUAAACUGAAUAAAAUACAAAAAAAAUGA